AUGACAGUGGGCUACGAUCAUUUGGAUGUUAAGGCUCUUCGAGCGCGGGGUAUCCGAAUCGGAUAUACGCCUGAUGUAUUGACAGAUACUACAGCUGAACUAGUGGUGGCUCUUUUGCUGGCAGCGUCCAGGAGGCUAAUUGAAUCGCACAAGUGUCUUUUGAAUGGAGAAGUAGGGAGAUGGAACCCAAACUGGAUGUGUGGCAAAGAUAUCAAAGGCUCAACCGUUGGAUUCGUGGGAUUCGGAAGAAUAGCCCAAAGUGUCGCCAAACUCCUUUCUUCUUUCUCGGUCAAACAGUUUUGCUACUCGACCAGAAAUUCUUCGAUAGAUGAAGAAACAGUGAGGUCGAUUUCUGUUCCGUGUGAAAGACUAGAUUUGAAUGCUAUGUUACAGAAAAGCGAUUUUGUAAUUGUGCUGUGCGCGUCAAAUGAAUCGACUAAACUACUUGUGAACAAGGAAUUUCUUUCAAAAAUGAAGUCGGAGGCAAUUCUGAUCAAUGCGAGUCGUGGGGACGUUUUAGACCAAGAUGCUCUUCUUGAAGCAUUGACUAAUGGUACUAUUAGAGCCGCAGGUUUGGAUGUAACUACGCCAGAACCUUUGCUCAAAAGUCACCCCUUGUUGCAUUUGCCGAAUUGCACUGUUUUGCCUCAUAUUGGAAGUGCUUCUGAAGAAACAAGAGCUAAUAUGGCGAUGCUUGCUGUCGAAAAUUUACUGGCUGCUCUGGAUGACAAACCAAUGCCCGCUGAAGUGUUAAUCUAA
This is a messenger RNA of Symsagittifera roscoffensis, 759 nucleotides long. Its product is annotated as glyoxylate reductase/hydroxypyruvate reductase-like. Lineage: Eukaryota; Metazoa; Xenacoelomorpha; Acoela; Convolutidae. Gene Ontology annotation, molecular function: hydroxypyruvate reductase (NADH) activity; NAD binding; hydroxypyruvate reductase [NAD(P)H] activity. The coding region runs from base 1 to 759 and encodes 252 amino acids. The transcript has 2 exons. The record is from RefSeq and is a predicted model, not a curated record. Gene Ontology annotation, cellular component: cytosol.